This is a messenger RNA of Vitrella brassicaformis, 743 nucleotides long. The record is from the annotation of a GenBank genome assembly. NCBI's taxonomy places the organism in Eukaryota, Vitrellaceae.
GAGGGCGGCAAGGAUCUUGCACAGGUCGAGUCACAUCGGGACCCAGUUUGUCCACUCCUCUACGGCUGGCGGCUCUUCGCGGACGAACUCCACCAAGGGGUGUCCGAUGGCCCGUUUGAGCUCCUCCAGACGGCGGAGCGAAGGCAAGACGUCCUUGCCAAGGAAGAAGCUAGCCACGCCACUCCCAUCGACGUUGCCGUGGUCCUCAGGCACAAACAUGACGUUGACCUGCUCCACAGCCAUGCACCCUCGCUCCGCCAACGCAUUCUGAAUGAAGGACAGACAAUCAACACACACAUCCAGCCGUGUUGUGCCGGUCCACCGCCAUGCACCCACCAUACCUUCAGUUCCACGAGCCCCUGUUGGUUCGCUCCGCCAUGUGGCGAAAGCAAGAUGCAGAUGGUCCUGAUGCGACUGAGCCAGUCGGCCUCCCCGUGGCCGGUCCUGGGAUAGCAAGUCCGGACAGACCGGGCCAUCUCGCCAGGCAGCCGACCAUCAAUGACGUCGGGCAGCUGGACGGGGAGUUGCCCUCCUCCCUGCUGCGGAACUAGCUGCGGCACGUUGCCGCUGGCCGCCAUCUCAAUGGAUUAGAGGCAGCUAGGCGCCGCCAGCCACCCUGCACACAACAGACAGACAAUACAGAAAACAUGAAUCCAUGAGUUGCCAACGCCUGUCAUCGCAUCUACCUCGCAGUUGGCUUUCGGCCAAGGACAACGGUACGCUACACACGUGCAGAAGCACAC